Molecule: messenger RNA, 945 nt
Organism: Nematocida ausubeli
Lineage: Eukaryota; Fungi; Microsporidia
Exons: 1
Coding region: 1-945 (314 amino acids)
Biological process (GO): transcription initiation at RNA polymerase II promoter
Cellular component (GO): transcription factor TFIID complex
Molecular function (GO): RNA polymerase II general transcription initiation factor activity; DNA binding
Source: RefSeq, a predicted model, not a curated record
AUGUUCAAUAAAGAAACAAUUGAAUCGCUACCAUCUGAGGCCAAAAAGGAGUUAUCAUCGCUGGCAGAGAGAUACAAAAAAGGAGAGAUUAAUGCAUCUGAGUACAAAAAAUGCUGCACUGAUGUGAUAAUGGAGCACAGCGAGGGCAAGGACGAGGAGGAGCAGCCGCAGGAGAUUAGACGAGGAAGGCCCUCUGCAAAGGACGAUCAGAAGCCCGAGUAUAUGAGCGAUAUAAUCCACUAUGCAGGGGUUAAUCUGAAGGAAGAGGCUCUCCACAUUGCAAACGAGGCUGAAGACAGCCUUCCUUUUGAUGACAUGAAGGGGAAGGUCUACGAUUACAAAAAUGCAAUGGAGUCUCUGUUUGAUGUAAGAAUAUAUAGCUACUUUUUAGAAAAAAUAAGCAAGCUUCGAGAAAUUGGGGUGAGCGAUGAUGCCUCCAAUCUUCUUUUCCAGGCUGCUAAGAGAAAAAUCCUGGAUCUUCUUGAAAAAAUGAUACAGCAAAGCAAGGUGCGCAUGGACAUUUCGAGGAAUGACUAUUUAAUUCGAAUCGAAAACGACAGGCGCCGGCAGAUGUGGUUUUUAGAGCAGGAAGAAAAGCUUGAAAUGGAUAAAUACAGGCAGAAAAAAGAGGGCGACGAGGCAGACGGAAAGAAGAAGUGGAGAAAGGCUCUCCAGGAUCGAGAAGAUCUUAUCAUUAAAAAGCGCCUGAGCAAUAAUGUGGCCUUGGCUGCGCUUGGGAGCCAGCCAAAGAGCUGGAUGUCAGCCAGCACACAGAACACAGAUGAUGGGUCUACUCCGUAUCUAAAUCUCUUCCAGGGCUCUGAUGAAAGGUCUCAGAAGACCAACAAUGCUAGAAUAAUUAUCAAGGAUGACUUCUUGAAUGUUUUGUCACGGGAUAAGCGGUAUAACAAAUCAAUCUUCACUAUAAAACAUACUUAUCUGUAA